CGUUUUGUCCAUUUAUCCGCCUAUGUGAGCAUACUCAAUUUUUGCUUCCGGUUGUGAUUAGAAACUGAUUGAGCCUGGUCGACAUUGGGUGGGCUGGUAGAAAGUUGGCACAACACAACACUUCCGAUUUAGUGAAGGUUUUCGUUUCCGGUUUGUUUGUGGUUUUCCCCGGGUAACCAUCACGCCUAGUCGAAAACAAGUGCAGUGACUCUCCGGACAAUGGAAGAGUGGUACAUGGUGACACCACCCUCGGAUUUGGAAGAACGUCCUCCACUUCCUCCGCCGCCUCCUCCACUUCCGUUGGAACCUUCACCGGAAACCUGCGCCGCCGAUCCACCUCCAGGGUGCCCGUUUGCCAAACGACGGAAGAUAGAAUACGAGGAAGAUGGGCUUGAGGGAGCAGCAGACGUAGACGAUAAAGGGCAGCAAAGUCCGAAGCCUGAUUGCAUUCAAGAACUCGGAAACGGUACAACGACAGAUGAUUCCGAGAAACGGCCAGCUGCCGAUGCUCGGAAUGAAAAUUUGCGACAGUUUCAGGUUCUCGAUGAAAUUCAAGGAGAUAACUCCGAGGAGGAUGAGCCCGAAGAUUUCACUAACGAUGUCGAUAUUGAUGAAAAUUCGGAUAAUCAAUCCGGCGAGGAAGAUGGCAACGAAUCCGAUGAUGAUUUCGAGAUGGACUACGACGAGUUGGAAAACCUGCUAGAUGCCGGACUACCGGAAGACAUGAAAUCGAACGGACCCAAAGCGAAGGCCUACGAUGAACGUUUCCGGGAAGUGUUGGACGAGAAGGGUCGCAAUCACUUCGAAGUACUGCCAGAAGGUUGGGUUCAGGUGACUCACUGUAGCGGGAUGCCUAUAUUUCUGCACCGAAGUACCCGAGCAUGUUCCGUUUCACGGCCGUACUUUCUAGGGGCAGGGAGCGUGAGGAAGCAUGAAAUUCCUCUCAGUGCGAUUCCGUGUCUGAACUACCGUAAAGCCUUGCAGAAGGAGGAAGAGUUAUGUCGAGAAAUUGAGGCAAAUGCAGCAGCAGCGGCAGCUUCGGAGGAAGCGAAAAACUCCAACAACAAAGAGAACCAAGACUUGCAGCCAGAAAAACAAAUGCACAAUUCUCAGCUUAGUAAAAUGAUUGCCAGCGCUAAUAGUGCAUCCGAGGCACAGGCCAACGCCAAUAUGCUUCCACUCAAAGUCACUGCCCGAAUCGAAACGGUCAACGAAAACCUCAAAGCUCAAUCAUUGACGGCGACUGCCUUUCAAGAGUACUGUAAAAAGCUAUUUAAGUUCAAAACUUUACGAGUGAUGCGCUUCAAAUCUUGGGCUGCACGUAGAAAGCUAAACAAGAACAAAAAGCAUCUCAAAAACCUUCAAAGACCUACCCUACCAGACGGAACCAAACUUAUCACAUUCCCAGUAUUACCAAGUGAGGGUGAGAAAACUCCGGGAGGCAACUCGAGACCAAAGAAAGAAUGGAUCAUGAACCCGAACGGCAAAAGCUACGUGUGCAUUCUUCAUGAAUAUGUACAGCAUGCGCUCAGAAAGCAACCCAGCUACGAAUUCAAAGAACUAGAAAAUGCGGCCACACCUUAUUCGGCAACGGUAUCGAUCAACGAACUGAAAUACGGUACCGGAUACGGCACCAGCAAAAAACAAGCCAAAAGCGAAGCGGCUCGAGAAACGCUUGAAAUCCUCAUUCCCGAUAUGAAGGGCAAAAUCACGAGCAAAGAUGCCAAAAAAGAUAAAAACGGUGCAGCCGCAGACAACCAAGCGGAAGCGAGAAAUCUGUCGGUGUUUGAUGAAAUCAAAAUCGAAGAUCCUCGGGUGGCAGAAUUCUGUGCCAAAACCACUGAACCUUCACCGCAUGCUAUUUUGCAGACAUGUCUGCAGCGAAACUUUGGGCUCGGGGACAUUCAGAUCCAGUACGACGUUAAGGUGGGGAAGCAUCGGAAGAAUGAGUUCACUAUGACCGUGGGAAAGCACACGGCUACGGUGGGCUGUAAGAACAAACGAGACGGCAAGCAACGGGCGUCGCAGGCGAUUUUGCAGAUCCUACACCCGCACAUCAAAACCUGGGGCUCGCUACUGCGGCUGUAUGGCAACCAUUCGAUCAAAUCGUACAAGGAGAAGAAACAGGAGGAGCAGGAGAUCACCGUGUUGCAAAGUAAAGCCGCCGUCAACCAGCCAAACUAUGCGAUUCUCAGCAAGCUCCGGCUGGAGAUGUCAAAGCUGGAAGAACGCCAGAAAAACGUCCGGGUGAUCGGCACUUUCGUCCCGGACGUGGAACUUCCUACCGCUUCGGGGUCUAAUUUGAAGAAUGUGGACCUCUAGAAGGGACUCUUGCUUAAGAUAAACGUACUUUAUAUAUCCUCUCCCAGUUGGCCAGUGGUUCGGUUCUAGUUGUAAACAACAAUUUUAGAAACAAAAUAGAAAGUAGUUAGUAUUUUGGAAACUGGUUUAGUUUUCUUUAUUAUCAUAUAAUAAUUGCCACGUGUAUGUUUAAGUGUAAGUAUGUUUUCUUUAAGUUUUAUUUUAGUGAGUUAUGAAAAAUAUAUA
Uranotaenia lowii is the source of this 2547-nucleotide messenger RNA. It is a transcript of the gene pasha, whose product is annotated as microprocessor complex subunit DGCR8. NCBI's taxonomy places the organism in Eukaryota, Metazoa, Arthropoda, Insecta, Diptera, Culicidae. The coding region runs from base 220 to 2322 and encodes 700 amino acids. Gene Ontology annotation, biological process: primary miRNA processing. Gene Ontology annotation, cellular component: microprocessor complex. The transcript has 5 exons. The record is from RefSeq and is a predicted model, not a curated record. Gene Ontology annotation, molecular function: primary miRNA binding; identical protein binding; double-stranded RNA binding.